Molecule: messenger RNA, 1334 nt
Organism: Hyphopichia burtonii NRRL Y-1933
Lineage: Eukaryota; Fungi; Ascomycota; Pichiomycetes; Serinales; Debaryomycetaceae
Gene: CGR1
Product: Cgr1p
Exons: 1
Coding region: 471-1016 (181 amino acids)
Biological process (GO): L-ascorbic acid biosynthetic process
Molecular function (GO): calcium ion binding; gluconolactonase activity
Source: RefSeq, a predicted model, not a curated record
UCUUCAAAGCCAUGACUAAAGUGUAUGAAUUAGAUGAAAGCAAUGUAUGUAUGAGUAGAUGAGUGGUGUUUAGAUCAGUACUAAUACCGAUACAGAUUUUUUUCAAGAAAUAUCGGGGGGAGUUAACUGAAGGAAUAACGUAUAAUCCCAGUAACGAUACUCUACUUUGGGUUGAUAUUAUCAGGGGAGAAGUCCAUCGAGUUAAGCUAAGCCGAGAGGAAGAAGAGGAGAUCGAGAAGAGUCACGAGGUUUUAAAAUUUGAAGAUGGCCAGGAAUCAAUUGGAGCCAUUGGAUUAACCAAUGAUGAUAACAUAGUGAUAGUUUGUGCUAAGUACGGGAUUUGUAAAGGGAAUUUCAAGAAUGGGAGAAUUGAGUAUAUUCUUGAGUAUAAUCAUACCCAGGAGCAAAAGAAAAGAUUGAGGUCCAAUGACGGGAUCAUUGAUCCGUGGGGGCAUUUAUGGAUUGGGGUAAUGACUGAUUUCCCGGUGGCCGAACAGGAAGGAGUGAAACCCGAAGGACGAUUAUAUCGAAUCAAUUGUCACGAUUUAACGAUUGAAACCAUGGUGCAAGACUGUUUUAUUUCCAACGGAUUGAAUUUCAGCUUCAAUGGGAAAAAAUUCUACUGGACCGAUUCGUUAACCUACAAGAUCUGGAGCUUUGACUAUGACUAUAUUUCCAAUACGCUUUCGAAUAAACAAGAAUUCAUAAAUAUGAAAACCAUUGAAACGGGAGAGAGCCCGGAACCCGACGGGUUAACCAUUGAUAAGAACGACGAAAUUUACUCUGCAAUCUUUAGUGCUGGUAAAAUACUUCAUUUUAAUCAGCAAGCGGAGAUUACUGAGAUUUUCAAGUUGCCCACUCCGAAAAUUACAUGUGUUACAAUUGGAGGCAGUAAAAAUAAUCAAUUAUUUAUUACCAGUGCUAAAGAUGGAAGUUUAGGCGGAUAUCUUUAUAAAAUACAAUUGAAUAAGAGCUUAAACGGUAAAAUUAAAUUUGUUUGGGGAGGUAAAUCAUGAAUAUAAAUCUAAAAAAACAUUUAUAAAAUCUUCCACUAAUUCAUUUUCUUCACUACCACCAAUUCUCAAAUUACAUAAUUUUAGAUUAGCAAUUUCCCGUUUACCUUCGGUGGUUGUUUCAUUCGUAAAAUCAUCACUUUUAAGGAUCUUGAUAAUAGAUAGUAGGUGUACUUGUAGGGAUUUAUACUUUAGCAUCGACUGGAUUGCGGGAUCAUUCAACACCAACGCAAACUUAUCGUCUCCACCAGCCGGAACCCAUUCAUCUUUUUUUGUUUCCAACCGUUCGGUGUUUUCAUGCUGAUGGUUUCGGUAACAGGC